AUGAAGGAAGAUCAUGCGUUUAUGGCCUACGACACCAAAUGUCUUACGGCAGUCGUCGCUGAUACCGAACAAAACAAGUUUCUAGUAGGAACUCAAGCUCUCAAACGAGACAAUGAGAUUCACUUGAUUAACUUUCACGAAGAGGAAUUCGAAAUUACUAGUACUGUGUACCAACACGCAGAAGAGGUGUGGGACAUUGCUGCUUGUCCCGCAAAAAUCGAGUCUAACUCAUCACAAACCAAGGCUAAAUUAUGGCGAGCGGGUGGCCCAGAGUUUACCGCGGAAGACCAUAAGCCUCAACUUCCAGCUUCAGUUGCGUCCCAUUUACCCUUGGAAAGUGUUUUUAAGGUUGAAACGGAUUCAAAUAUUAAAAAGGUCCUGUGGGAUUCUUCAAAAGAAUUAACUAAGUUUAUAUCGAUUCACGAUUCAUCCUUCUGUGUCUGGGCCUUUGAUGACCAAUUGGUGUCCGCUAAGGCAUCCAAUACAAUUGACCUUUCAAAAAAUGGAGAUCUUCCUGUAUUAACAACCGGGGUAUGGAAUCCAAAUCGCCCAGAAAUUGCAAUUGGCAAAGAUUGCUCGGUCCAAGGUUGGGAUCUUAGAUCGCAGUGUACUAGCUUUGACAUUGUUGGGGCUCACUCUGCUCUCGUUCGUGCACUGGAUUAUAACCCAAAUAAGCCAUACCAAGUUUCGUCUGCUGGUGAUGAUUGCAAAAUAAGAUUUUGGGAUCUUAGGAAUACCAACGAGAUUCUCAAAGAGAUAUCUGAUCAUACACAUUGGGUUUGGGCUAUUGCUUACAAUCGUUUUCAUGAUCAACUUUUUUUAAGUUCGAGUUCUGACUGCCAAGUGAACCUUCAAAGCAUUGUCUCUCUUUCCUCCGCUGCAUUUCAUUAUAAUGAAGAUGAGGAUACCGAUGAUGAAUAUCAGGAUAUAGUAGGAAAACCAACGGACGGAUUAGUGAGAACUUACGAUCAACAUGAAGAUAGUGUAUACUCAGUUGCUUGGAGUGCUUGUGACCCUUGGGUAUUCUGUUCUUUAUCUUAUGAUGGAAGGGCCGUCAUUAACAGAGUACCAAGCGAGGAAAA
Messenger RNA from Acaulospora morrowiae, 1082 nucleotides. NCBI's taxonomy places the organism in Eukaryota, Fungi, Glomeromycota, Glomeromycetes, Diversisporales, Acaulosporaceae. The record is from the annotation of a GenBank genome assembly.